AUGUCCGACCAAACCUCGCCCCCUUCUCCUUCAAGCUCAAAUAGCUACGCUCAUAAUGCUCAUAACGCGGAUAACUCCUACAACACCACAACCCUCAAAGACCAAGCCGUAGUCGAUCCUUCCGAUACCAACGCAAACUCUGACCAAAUUGACGUUAUAGCCAUAGCCACAGAAUUGGAUACAUCCCGUAAGAAUGCAUCUACAGAACUUUUAAAGGUCUUGGAAAACCCAUACUCUUCUCCUGAUGAACUUAACGAGGCCCAGAAACUUGUCGACAGUACCAAAGCACGCUGGGUAGCAUUUUUGGCAGCGAAAAAAACACUUGAUGAUAUGAACGGUGAGACAGCUCUUCAGAUGCUCACUGCAAAAAAGAAUACCGAUGAUUACCGCAGCAACCCAGAUUCGUUUGUUCCUCCAAACCUACCAGUUUUGCAGCUGAAAGGAGGAUCUAUUAGACAACCAGACAAAAAGAUCUAUGAUUCGAUUCGCUCCUUCCUAAACGAUUUUGAAGUGCAGUUGAUAGCACACAGUCUCCCACUCGACAAAAAUUGGGAACGUCUAUUUAGAUUGACCUGUGACGAUAUGCAGCGUUUGUCGUUUGAGAGAACCAAUGCUGGAAAAGGUCUUACCUGGAAGGAAAUUCGUGAAAAGCUCGAGUUGGAGUAUGGAUACCCACAAUACGUGUGGGCGAAAAGAUUUGCACUGAAAUCCAUCACGCAACGACAUGAUGAAUCAGUAAAAGAAUUUUCAGAAAGGUACAGGGGAGCUGCACACGCCGCUGACCUUCACAACGAAGAUGAGCUUGUUUGGCUUUUCAUUUCGUCCUUAGUUAAACCAGUCAGGGAUAUAGCUCUGCAGGCAAUAGUUCGGCAAUUUGGAUUAAAAAUGCCACACGAUAUGAAAGAAGUAAUCCAAUUGAUUAUUAACUCUGUUGAAGGAGAGUCUGCCAAUUUGUUCCUAAACAAAUACACGACUAGUUCCAAGAGGAGACAGCAUGAAGAACACAGACCGACAGGAAGCUCUAAAAAAUAUAGAGGAGAUCCCCGUUCAACUCGUGGAAAUAGUAAUUCCAAGGACAUGCGUCAAACACAUCCAAAAGGUAGACAUAUGCGUGAGGGUUUCGUACAAAUGCAAAACUUGAUGGAUAAAGACAAUAUUUUUCUCUCAAAUGUAGCAAAGCAACCUUCGCUUUGUCGUCACUGCCGUAAAGUUCCUUUCUUUCCUGGGCACCACUGCCCAGAAUUCCCACAACACAAGCCCAGGAGUAAUCUGACUUUAAUAAACCCAAACCCAAACCCAAACCCGAACCCAAGCCCAAAUCCAAAGCCAAAUAACGAAACAACAGAAAACACAGUUAACAGCAGAAGAAUAUAG
Messenger RNA from Phycomyces blakesleeanus NRRL 1555(-), 1374 nucleotides. RefSeq lists its product as hypothetical. Lineage: Eukaryota; Fungi; Mucoromycota; Mucoromycetes; Mucorales; Phycomycetaceae. Bases 1 to 1374 code for a protein of 457 amino acids. The record is from RefSeq and is a predicted model, not a curated record. The transcript has a single exon.